GUUUAGAGGAUUUAUUUUCAUUGCUUUCUUCGCAUCUCUAGUUGGUUUCUCUUCUAUUUAUAAAGUCAGCUCAUUUGUUAGGUGAAGAAUUUGGCGCGCAUGAUUUUGAAAUUUUGAGGUUCAAAUGUCGAAUGGAAAGAGUCGUAGGAGACUGUCAUUAGACUCUGUUAGGAAUCUCACUUCAAGCUAUGAGAAGAGAAAAAACCCAAGUGGUUAUGAAAGCGACUCUUCAUCCCAGACCCCUAAACGAUGUAAGCAAGCAGGAUAUAUUCAUUCUUCCAUUUUUAACAUUUCAUAUAAAGCAAGUAUUUUUCAGAAGCUAGUAACUGCACACAAAUCUUCUAGAAGAGUUAGCGUUGUAGGAAACGAGGUGACAACUGAUAUCAAAGAAUCAAACCCCUUAGUAGCAAACAAAGUAACUAGUAGAAGUACUCACCGUUACACAGAAAAACCAACAAAUGGAAUGUCUCGUGAAGAGAAGACUUCCAUACUUGAUUGUAUUGAAUUUCUUAACGAAGAGCCUCAUGCUCUGGAAGUUGAAGGUAUCUUUCGAAGUAGCGGUUCCUUUUCACAGAUGCAAAAGCUUCGAUCACUCCUAAAUCAAGGUUACAAAGUACCAAGAAGCUACUCACAGAAUUCUGAAGAUGCACCAGAUCCCCUCACGAUGGCUGAUCUUUUGAAAGAUUUGUUAAGAAAUUUGAGGUCGCCUCUUCUCCCAAAAGAAACUGGACAAUUACUGCUCUCAACAAAAAAGUCGAAUGCGGAUCUUAGUCUCCUGCAUGUUGUCGAUGAAUUGAAAGGGGACAAUAAGGAAGUCUUUGAGAAACUCAUGCAGUUACUUGCCAAGACGUCUUCAUUGUCAUUAUUUAAUCAUAUGAACGGCAAAAAUAUCGCCACAAUUUUUACUCCUACUCUUAUUCACUGGGAUCCAUUACAACCUUCUGCCAGAGCAGAACUACAGGCCGUUACAGAAGCAGUCACAUUGAUCAUUGAUGACUACGUUAGCAGUUUCUUCGUGAAAGAACAGAAAGAGAUAAAGACAAGGAAACAUCAUUCCAUGCCACUUCAUCUUCAACCUAAUCCAUUUUACAACCCUCCCAAAUUUUUGUUUCUGUCGAAACGAUGUCACAAUGACAUUGAUAAGGAAAAUUGUUUUGACGCAGCAAGUGACAUCCGUUCUGUGCCUAAGAUAAAGGAUUCUCGGAGGCCGAAGGAGAUACCUCAAUGGAAGCCUUUGAGUGAUGAAGAGAGAACAAGUUUCGAUGCUUCCUUUCAUGCCGUUGAUAUUGGUGACAAAGGCAAAAUUUCCGCUUCUGAGGGUAUUGAAUUCUUUAGCAAGUUCAAUCUUUCUCUGGAACAAGUGGCUCUUAUUUGGAAUCUAGUUGACAGAGAUGAAUCUGGCGCUCUGGGAAUAAGAGAAUGGAGAGUUGCUAUGGCAUUAUGUAUAGGUGUGAACAAAAACUGCCAGAUUCCUACGCAACUGCCAGCUGUUUUAGAACAAGAACUUGUCGAAUCUCCUCGUAAUUCUCUUAACUUUGAAUCAAGUGAAAACGCAGGAAAUAUUGACGCAAAUUGUUUAUCAGAAGGAUUAUCCGGCAGUUAUCGUAAAACCUUCGGGGCUGUACAGGAAGUGAAACAAGGUAUAGAAACGAGUCAAAUAUGUCUGAAAGAGAGUAGCUUGGUAAAUGCCAAUAUGCACAGUAUGGAAGAAAGGCAUGGCACACAUAGUAUGCACAGCAAGAUAGGAUUUGUUCAAGAACAAUUGGCUUGUGAUGAAGUGCUUGAAAGUAUUAGAUGGCUAUGGACAGACAAGUCAUCUGUAAGCAAAACUCAUAGCGAUAGAACGUUUCAGAAAAUGCCUCAUUUAGAUCCAUUGACUAGAAGAAAGUUGUUAGGACGAGGAUUUCAUGAAUAAUUGGAUACAUUGUGCAUAUUUUUUGUGUUUCUGAUUGUAUCCAAGUCAUUAACCUGUAUUGCAAUCUUUCAAGAUAUAUAAAGGUUUGAUCAAACGU
Molecule: messenger RNA, 2012 nt
Organism: Galdieria sulphuraria
Lineage: Eukaryota; Rhodophyta; Bangiophyceae; Galdieriales; Galdieriaceae
Product: beta-chimaerin
Exons: 7
Coding region: 125-1915 (596 amino acids)
Biological process (GO): small GTPase-mediated signal transduction
Cellular component (GO): cytoplasm
Molecular function (GO): calcium ion binding; GTPase activator activity; protein binding
Source: RefSeq, a predicted model, not a curated record